This is a messenger RNA of Symbiodinium pilosum, 2355 nucleotides long. The record is from the annotation of a GenBank genome assembly. Lineage: Eukaryota; Dinophyceae; Suessiales; Symbiodiniaceae.
AUGAACGCAGCAAGCUCUCCAAGCUGUUCGAAGGCGUUGUCGCUACACAUUGGACAGACCUGCCUGCAUCACCGAUCCUCAUGUUCUAAGGUCACUUUGCUUGUGCUGGCCAUCGUGGGUGCCCUGACAAAGUUUCUGGAUCUGUCGCCCAACUUCGCAUUGAUCGCAUUUGGCCUGCAGUGGGGCUUCUUCCUGCUGCAGGGUUGGCCGCAGCGUUCUGAAGUGCUGUACGACGCUUCAGGCUCGCUCACUCACCUAUCGAUUGUUUUGGCAGCUCUUCUCUCCGAUCCAGUGCGAACUCCUCGCCAAACCAUUUUGAGCAUUUUCGCUGUGGUGUGGUGUACCCGACUGGGCACUUUUUUGUUCAACCGCAUUUCGCAAGACUCGAAGGAUUCAAGGUUCACAGACUUGAAGACGGAGUUCUGGUCAUUCUCGAUCGCCUGGAAUCUGCAGGUGUUGUGGGUCUUCCUUUUACAGCUCCCAGUCAUGAUGGUCAACACCACAUUGAAUCAACCAUCGAUAGGUGCUUGGGAUGUACUUGGCUGGGCUCUUUGGUGCAUGGGCUUUCUGGUGGAAGCUGUUGCUGAUGGUCAGAAGUUUGCAUUCCGAGGGAACCUUGCAAAUCGAGGACGUUUCAUUACGUCAGGUCUCUGGAGAUAUUCACGCCAUCCAAAUUACUUCGGAGAGAUUCUGAUGUGGAUUGGCUUGUGCACCUCGUUCACAUCAUGCAUCACUGGCAUACCUCAGCUAUUGGCUUGGAUUUCGCCGGCCUUCAAUGCAAUUCUCCUGGUGUAUGUCUCGGGUGUGCCGCUCCUUGAGAAAGCUGGAGAAAAGAAAUGGGGCCAAGAGCCAGAGUACCGCCACUACAUGGAGGAAUGGGUUACCUUGAAAGUAUGUGCAGUUUCCAACCAUGACAAGAUGGGCCCGGCGCUGGAUCUAGGAAUCAAUCUCGUUGUUUUCCUUUCCCUGCUGGCCAUUGCCGCUUGCAUCUUCAGCCUGCCCAGCAAAGGCGUUUCAGAGCCUACGAAAAGGUCUUCACAGCACAAGAGGUUGGCACCAGAGCUGGACGCAACCCCGGAGGUUCCGAAAUGCAUAGUCGCAGAUUCGCCACUGGAAAAGGGGCAACGCUGCACCGGGACCGUGCAGCGUUAUUCUGAGCGCAACGGCAUUGGAUUCAUUGCGUGCGCACAGUGCAGGGCCGUUUAUGGGCGAGAUGUGCAGUUAUUCCAGGAGGACUGGGAGGCUUUGGACCUCACCAUCGGAGCAGUUGUCAGCUUCAUGCUUUCCGUGGAAGAACGCUUCCCGUGUCCCAAGGGGAGGCCCUGGGCCGCGGACGUGCAGCGAGUCAGGGCACAGCUGGGAUCAAAGUCCUACGUGCUUGGUUCAGCAAGGCUAGGGCAGCUGAGGGACUCUGCAGACUUAGCUCGUCGGCUCUGUCGGCUCUCGCAGCCAGCCUUGCGACAUCAGCUUCGAGCACGGCUUCAGGCAGAUGGCUACCUCUAUCUCAGGAGCUUCUUGCCGGGAGAUGCUGUUCGCAAAGCACACCUAUCCCUUUUGCGGAAGUUUCAGCGCUUGGGUUUGCUGGCGGAUGGAUACCCGGUGGAGCAGGCUAGAUGCGGCGCAUGCGCAGAGAUGGGAAGACUCGAAGAUUUAUGCUCUGAAGAGGUGCUGGCAGUCCUGAAUGACAGGGAAUUGUUUUGCUUCUUGGACAGCUUCCUUGAGGAUUUGGUGGAGGUGGUCUUCGACUCGGCCAACCUUCGGGCGGUGAAGCCGGGGCAAAGCACCGGGUUUCACACCGACUCUGUCUACAUGGGGAAGCUGAUGGUACCUGAGCAGCCACCAGUCCUGGCAUGUUGGAUUGCUCUCAUGCCGAUUCCUCUCGAUCUUGGCGGAUUGGUCCUCUGCCGCGGCUCCAACUCGCACCCAGGAUUUCAAAUUCUGCGAAGAACAUAUGGGAAGCUUGACCUGGAUGACAGCGACAUUGGUGGGACCGGUUGGUUUACGGAAGAUCCUGAUGAAGUCUCAAAAUUUGGCGGCUGCUGGGAAACUGCUGCAUAUGGACCAGGUGACGUUGUUCUCUUCACAAUGCACACGAUGCAUGGCAGUUCCGUGAACCGCACGGACUCCUGGCGCCUCUCCCUAGAUUUCCGAGUACAGUCAUCCAGGGCACCUCCCGCGGUCUCACAGAACAAGGGCAGGUGGUCACGAUUGCGGCACGAUCGAUUGGAGUUUCCAAGAAGUAUGGAGGAGGCGAAAGCAGCUUGGAAUCUCGAAAAGGAACCUUCUGCCAAACGGCGGUUGCCUGAUCUGGCUGCUGGAAUGAAGCACCGAGUGAUUCGAGCAGCCGUGAAAAUG